CAUUGUAUACAGAUAAUCAAACAUCACUAUAACCCAAUACAUUAUAAAACUACAAGCCAACCAAGCCAACAAUUUGAUAAUAAAUUUAAUAAUAAUAAUUUUAGUAAGAGAUGGCACCUAACACCUCCCUCUAGUACCAAACUGUUUCAUAAUUUAUUAGUACAGUAGACCCCCCUAUAACAUGGGUUCAUACAACAUGGCAAAAGAAUUGCAAACGUGUUUGUAAAACAUGCUAAAGGAGACUUGUAUAAUGCGGUAAAACAUCAUCGCGACUUCUGUUGCGACAGGAUUGGUCGAAUCUAGACCAAUAGCGGACAUUGCACAAACCGUUGAGUUUAAACGAGCAGCAGACCUACUAAAAACCAUUUAUUAUUUAACGGCCAUAAAAAUUGUAUUUAUAUUAAUGAUGUCUCCAAAGUCAAGCGAAUUUUUUGCAGAAAAAUAACUUAUCGGGAAACAUGCGCCCGUUGUUCGAUGAGCCGCUCUGCAAUGAAAACAAGCUUAAGCAAUGGUAUCUUCAAACAGUGAGCACUCGGUAAGUAAUCCUACAAUUUUUUGUUUGUAGCAUAGUUUAUAUGGAUUAUUUCCAAAAAAUUAUAUGUGAUUUGGAAAUGUUGAGUCAAAUUAGUCUAGAAUCGAUUAAUUUUAUGGAAGAAAAUCUUUCAAACUGCCGUAGCCGCUAAACUUCACACGUGCCAGGCUGUGAUUGGCUCAUGUAUUUAAGUGACUCGUACAACACGGAAUUCAUAUAACAUGGAACAUAUCUACCAUGUUACGGGGGGGUCUUCUAGCCCAGUGACAUAUGGCAUUAGUUGGCUUGUAGUUUUAUACAGAUAAUCUUAAUUCACAUAAACAUUAGGGAGAAUGAAUGAGAAAUGAGAAUUUAUAUCUUGAACCAAAUAUAUAUAUAUUUUUCUAUUACCAAAAAUGUUCUUUUUAUAUUCUUCAUGAAGGGAAAUUCUUUAAUUUUAAUAAAAUUUGAUUGAUUAAACAGUAUUCAUAUAUUUAUCAUUCUAGUUAUUCCAGUAAUAAAUUUCUUGUAUUUUGUAGGUGUUUUACAUCAUUUAUCUUGCAAUAUUUAGUUUAGCAGUGAUGUGGCCUUCUUGUGGAAAUCAAUAUCUAGAUAUUGCAGUAUGCACUUGGACAACUUUAAUUCUUAUUGAGUCCAUCCAUCGAACUUUCGUAUUACAUAAAAAAUAUACAAGUAUUCCACUGUUUUUAAAAUGUGUAGAAAUAAUACUAAUUAUAAUCUUCAUAUUCCUGUAUAUUGUUAGCCGUAUUGUAAAAAUUGGAUUAUUUCUUGAUCCUUACAAUGGAAGAGUAUUAUUAUGUUGCGGUCUUCUUUAUUUUUAUUAUCGUAUUAUUGCAAUUUAUUUACCUAUAUCACCUACAUUAGGUCCUUUGUUAUUUAGAGUGAGAUUAAUGGUUUUUGAAGAUUUUGUGAAUUUUAUGCGUAUGGUGUUAUUAAUUAUUAUCAGCGGAGGAAUAGUUAUACAUGCUGUUUUAUAUCCUGAUUUUCCACUUAGUUUAGAAUUAUUUAGAAGAACUUUUCAUAAGGCUUGGUUUUCUCUGUUUAUGACUCCAAUUAGUGAUUUACAAGAGAGACAGGGUUGUCAUAAAUGGCACUCAUUCAAUGCCAGUGACCAAUGUAGAGCUGGAAAAUAUGAUGAUGAUACCUGUCCAAAUAUUGGAUUAUGGCCUUAUAUAUUUACUAUUCAAUAUUUUGUUUUGUUAAAGUUAAUUAUGAUGACUCUACUUUAUGCUCUUUUCAGUGCAACUGCUUCUAAACUUCAAACAGAAGUUGAUGCAAUUUGGAAAUUUCAAAGAUAUCAGCUGAUUGUAGAUUUUGCUGCAUGUUUAAGAUUACCUGCUCCACUUAAUGUAUUUAGUUAUGUUUUAAUAGUUUUUCAUUGGAUAAUUAAGUGCUCAACUUGUAAAAUCUGCAAGAAAGCUGAAACAACUGAUAAUCUUACAGCUCCUCCACCCAAAAACCAAAGAUUAUCAGAGAAGGAUUAUAAUUAUUGGCGUCAAUUAGCUCAGGAAUAUAGCAAGAACCAAGAUGAGAAGGAAUCAGAAAAAAACUACCAAAAAAAGCAAAUGGAAAUGCAAGUUAUAGACAAUUAUUAAAUUGAUAUUCAUAAAAUCUUAAAUAAUUAAUAAACUAUAGUACUACAGUUUUAAUAUUUGGUUUUAAAUACAGUAAAACCUCUCUUAUUCAGACUUAGUAGUUCAAAUUAGUAUUUUUUUAAUGUGUGUUUUUUUUAAAUAAUGAAUCUACUGAUUCUAAUCUGGGCUUGAAGCAUCUAAGAGUAAGGUAAUAGUUGUUAAAGAUGUGAUUAAGAAACAGCUAGAAAGAAAUUGAAAACAAAACUUUAGUUAGUUUUUCUUAAGCCCAAAUUAGUAAAUGUUGGCAAUGACAAGAAUGAUACUACUACUACUGCAAAUCAUUGUAUUUGUUCACUUAAAAUGCACAAUAAAAUUUGACUUUAAAUGAAUGUAUUUUUUGAGGUUUUACUCAAAUACAAAAUGCAUUUGAGUAAAAACCUCACUCACUCAUUCCCCCAUUAGUCUGAAUUAGUAAGGUUCUACUGUAUUUAUAAAGUUGAUUUAUAUUUAAUUAUUUAAAUAUAAACAAAUGAUAUAUAAUAGUUCAAUUAAAAUUUGGCAGUAAUAUAGUUAAUUAAUUGUAAAGAUGUUACAUAAUCUGGACUAAAGCUAGGUGGUUAAGUUGUGCCAUCUUGUGUUAAAUUAAUUAAUUUAGAAUAUUUUGAAAGAAAACAUUGAUUCAGAAUGGGAUGAUAUACUUGAUAAUGUAUAUCAUCCCAUUAUCUGCACAGUAAGUAGGAGUUGUGGGUUUGAGUCCUGCACUGGAUCAGCCUUUUCUUCUAGAAUGGGUCAGCAACCUGUGGCACUCUGAUUGAAUAGAAAUGUAGUAAAAAUUAUGUUUUAAUUAUUAAUUACACAUUUAAAUGGAAGUCAUAGUUCAGCAAAGGCAAUGGUACAUUAAAAACAAAUCUCGUUUGUAUAUUUCUAUUACAGUGCAUGCGUUUACACUCCAUGUUGCAUCUAUGUAUAUACUUCACAUGUAAAAACAUAAUUCAAUUAACAACUUGACUUCAAAAAUAUAUAUUUUUGAAGUCUGUUAUAACCAGAUUAAUUUUGAUAACAAACUUGGUAGAAUCAGGUCUCACUCAGAAUACCACUAUAACUUACAUUUGGCACAACACCGCUGAAAGGUUGCCAACCUGUUCUAGAAUAUGUUAAAUUUGAUCACUUAAAUUAAUUAUUAUUAUUUAACCAUAAUUUGGACUAAAGAUAUUAUAUAUUAUAGCUUGAUAAAAAUUCAGUGGUAUUGUUUGUUGAGUUAAAAUAUGUUAGAGAAUUGAAUUGUCUCCUUAAUUAUUUAAAUAAGAAUCUGGAUAAUUUGAAUAAAUAUAUUAAUCAUACUAUUUAUGUAAAAUACUUACUUUUAUACUAUCCAUAUUAGUAUAAUAAUAUCCUUCUCGAAAUUAUUAUCUGCUAUUACAUAUAGAAACAUGACAGUUAAGAAUCAAUCAGUUUAUUAUUUAGUGAUUCAUCAUAUUACCUCUAUUGAUAUUAUAUAAGUUAGACCAGUAUUUCUCAAACUUUUUUACCUAGGGACUGAUUUUUGAGGCAUGUCAUAUAUGUGGGAAUUUUCAUUGCAUAUAAUUUUAUGUAAUAAGAUAUUUCAUUUAACUAAUAUUGAUGUAUUGGAAUGAAUUUUUCAUUAAUUCUAAAGACUAUUAAUAUUUAAGUUUUAUUACAUUUUUUAUUCUAAGCAACUCAUAAAAGUUUAAAAACCAGUUUCAGUGCAAUUACUUUAUUUUAAUAGUGUUUUGAAAAAAGAUUUUAAUUAGGAUUAUUUUUGUAUUGUAAUUUUUUAAGCUUUCCACGAGCCAACUUUUUAUAGUACUACAGUUAAUACUGGGUGUGUGAAACAAGUGAUAGAACAAUAAUGAUAUAUAUUGAAAAUAAAAAUAAAAGAUUCUCUCUCUCUCUCUACAAAUUAGAGAUACUCAAAAUAUUUGUAGCAUCUGUUUUCAUUAUGUUGCAAUGAAUGUGGUUAAUAUGUAUAAACAUUUGAAGAGGCUUUAUCAGUACGUUUAAAAUCAUGCAUUACAAAAGCAUUUAAAGAGUUUAAAUUCAUCAUUUAUCCUUCAUUUCAAUCAAGGAUAUGAAAUAUUAACUAAAGAAAUAAAUUGCUGGCUGGAUGGCUGAAGCAGUUAAGAUAUUAGCCGACUGCUCUGGUGGACCCAGGAUUGAAUCUGGGUGGUAGAGAAAUUCCAGAAAUUUUUUAUGGGUAUGUUGGGCCUCAUCCCCACCCAUAAAAAAAAGUCCUAGUGCACACAGAGUGGAGAGUCCAAAAAUAAAUAAAUUUUAUACAUUUUUAUUUACAAUUUUUGUUAAUACUGUUUAAACAAUAUUAACAGAAAUUGUGAUCUAUAAUUAAAUCAGGAAUAAAAUAAUAAGUUCUAAGGAUUAUUUGAAUUAAUUUCUUAGAUUAUGUUUUGAUAGCUGUGAGUUUUGAACUCAGAUAAAAAUGAAAACAACCUCCAAACUUGAUUUAUUUCUUACAUUAUUUUUGUAAUAAAUAUAAAUAUCGUAUAACACUUAUUUCUACGUAUUUAAAUGGAUUAAUUAAAUUAUUUUGUUAGAAUAAGACAUAUUACCGAUGAUGUCGAUUAUCAAAAGAAAGUAUUAAGACAAUUAAAAGGGCGCUUAGGAGUUCUAGAGCGGAU
This is a messenger RNA of Centruroides sculpturatus (bark scorpion), 4760 nucleotides long. Its product is annotated as protein ced-11-like. Lineage: Eukaryota; Metazoa; Arthropoda; Arachnida; Scorpiones; Buthidae. Gene Ontology annotation, molecular function: monoatomic cation channel activity. The record is from RefSeq and is a predicted model, not a curated record. The transcript is spliced from 7 exons. The coding region runs from base 1093 to 2127 and encodes 344 amino acids. Gene Ontology annotation, biological process: monoatomic cation transmembrane transport.